Molecule: messenger RNA, 429 nt
Organism: Loa loa (African eye worm)
Lineage: Eukaryota; Metazoa; Nematoda; Chromadorea; Rhabditida; Onchocercidae
Exons: 3
Coding region: 1-429 (142 amino acids)
Source: RefSeq, a predicted model, not a curated record
AUGGAGGGAUGGAGAAUGUUGAGUGUAUGGAUGGAAUCGAUGAUGAAUGGUUUGCAAAAAAGGAGAGUUAUGAAUGGUUUGCAAAAAAGGAGAGGACUUGAGAGAGAGAGAGAAAGAGAGAGAGGGAAAAAACUUUUCGCUGGCGCUGCAAAGAGGAGGCUGGCUUUUUGUGUUGACUUGGGAAGGGAAAAGGAGAAUUACUCUACUCAUCCGGAUCUUAUCCUUUCAACUGGAGAACCUAAACCAAUAUAUCGAUGGAUCAAUAAUUUAAAUUGGAAGUGUGAUGCUAUUCCUGCUACUUGCAAUCCAUUGAGAGAUUUCCUUGAUUUAGUUUCAGCAAAUGAAAAUGAGCAGUUGAGCUUACGAGAGAAAUUUCAGGCUCAGCCUCAGGCUUCAAGAAGAUUAGGAGCAAAAAAGAUAAAAAUUUGA